This is a messenger RNA of Nannospalax galili (Upper Galilee mountains blind mole rat), 429 nucleotides long. It is a transcript of the gene Tmem207, whose product is annotated as transmembrane protein 207. The coding region runs from base 1 to 429 and encodes 142 amino acids. The transcript has 5 exons. The record is from RefSeq and is a predicted model, not a curated record. NCBI's taxonomy places the organism in Eukaryota, Metazoa, Chordata, Mammalia, Rodentia, Spalacidae.
AUGCAGCCUUUCCAUGUCACUUCCAUAAUCUCAACAACAGGAAGCCUGUGUUUGCUACUAUUCCAGAUGGUGCUCUCGGAUCUACCAUGUGAAGAAAAUGAAAUGUGUAUAAAUUAUAAUGAUCAACACCCUAAUGGCAGGUAUGUCUGGUUGGUACUGCUGAUUUUCUCAGUUGCUCUCCUCUGUGGAGGUGUGUUCUUCUGUUUCCAGUGCUGGCUAAAAAGGUGGAGAAUUCAUACUCCCAGACGCACCAUGGCUGUUUUUGCUGUUGGAGACUUGGACCCCAUUUAUGCUGCCCUGGAAAGCGGGAGUCCAGCAACCAGAAUUCACCUUCCAAGUCAAAACCCCGAACAGUACCCAGCUCCAUGUUUUGGUGCAUUAGGUCCUCCACCUCCAUAUGAAGAAAUUUUAAGAACAAGCCAAUUUUAG